Messenger RNA from Sinocyclocheilus anshuiensis, 1805 nucleotides. RefSeq lists its product as uncharacterized. The record is from RefSeq and is a predicted model, not a curated record. Lineage: Eukaryota; Metazoa; Chordata; Actinopteri; Cypriniformes; Cyprinidae. The coding region runs from base 151 to 1569 and encodes 472 amino acids. The transcript has 6 exons.
UAUUCGCAGUUGUAGCCACUUAGGUGCGGCUCAUGAAUGACGAAAACAGUGGAGAUUAGAGGAACCGAAUUAUAUCUUGCCUAAAUCUUCAUUGAUUAUCUGUAUUAGCUGCAUUCGGAAUCUACACAGCUCUACAAAAACAAACAGAGAAUGUUACUACAGUCUCUUUUCUUAUUGCUUUUGGACGGUGCGUUUGGUGCAGAAACAGAUGAGACAGUGUCAGUAAUGGAGGGAGAUUCUGUUACUCUGCACACAAAUCUUACUGAAGUACUGAACGAUGAUACUAUACUGUGGCUGUUUGGACCUAAAGACUCCAUCAUAUCUCAAAUAACAAGACAGCGUGAUCUGACUUCAUUUUAUGUCACUGAUGAUGGGAGAUUCAGAGACAGAUUGCAGGUGGAUCAGAAGACUGGAUCUCUCACCAUCAGAAACACCAGAAUCAAACACUCAGGACAAUAUAAACUCACCAUCUCUAGAAAAAAGACUAAGACGAAGAUAUUUAAUAUUACUGUCAUUGUGUUAAAAUAUUCCAGCUCUGAUUUGGUUUGUUUUCCUGGUGUGGUUGGUGAGACAGAUGGAGUGAAGUCAGUGUCAGUGAUGGAGGGAGAUUCUGUCACUCUACAGAGUGAUGUUUCUGAAGUACAGAGAGAUGAUCUGAUCGUGUGGAGGUUUGGCGAUAAAGGCAUCCUCCUGGCUAAAAUUGAUGUGGAAACUAACGAGACCUCAUUAAACGAUGCUGAUGAGAGAUUCAGAGACCGACUAAAGCUCGAUGAAGCUAGAUCUCUGACUAUCAAGAAAACCAGAACCACAGACUCUGGACUUUAUGAAGUACAGAUCAGAGGCAGCGAGAGCUCACAGCGAUUCCUUCUUUCUGUCAGUGAACCAAUUGAAGAGGAGAAAGUGUCAAUGGCAGAUGGAGAUUCUGUCACUCUGAAGACUAAAACUGUCCUAAAGGAAGAUGAUAAGGUACAGUGGUGGUAUCACGAUGACAACGAUCUCAUUGCUGAAAUCAAUGGAGAGACCAAUGGGAUAUUUGAUGGUUUUGAUAAAAGAUUCAGAAGCAAACUGGUGCUGAAUGAUAAGACUGGAGAUCUCACCAUCAAUAACACCAUGAGUAAUCACUCUGGACUCUAUAUACUAGAAAUAAGCAGCGAAACCAGAAGAAUCAACAAGAGAUUCAUUGUCACUGUCAAAAUGAUGAAAGUGUCAGUGGCGAAGGGAGGUUCUGUCACUCUACAGACUGAUACUAAAAUACAGAGAGCUGAUGAGAUAAUGUGGACGUUUGGAGCUGAAAACUGUCUUGUUAUUAAAGCGGAUUCAGGAACGACUAUUGGUAAGAGAUUCACAGGCAGACUGAAGCUGGACAAGAAGACUGGAACUCUGAUCAUCAGAAAAAUAGAAACCGCAGACUCUGGACAUUUUAAACUACAGAUCAUCAACAGUGAAAAGACCACAUUCAGGAGAUUCAAGGUGACUGUCACUGAAUCCACAGUAAAACAAGUGAAUGAAUCAGCGACUGUAAAGAUGCCGCUGUUGAACCAAGAGGAUGUGGAUGGAGUUAAUGGGUGAUAAGUCGUGCCCACCAAUAUUAAUCACUGUGACAUCAUCAGCAUUUGAGCUCAACAACAUUUUUCUGAUUUUAUGAAAGGGAAAAAUGAACCAGUGUGUUGUUGAGCCGUUAAACUCAGCAACAUGUAAAACUUUUUUAGAUGGCAGGGAAAGGCGCAUGAAACUCUUUCAUAAUUAACUAAACAACUGGAUACACAUCUCACUUAGUUUCUUAAAGGGGACAUAACACAAACAGU